GGGCGGCGGCGAGGCCCGGGCGCGGGCGGUCCCCGCGCGCUCUGCCCAUGGCCCCGAGCGGGCCGCGGCGGCGGCGGCGCUGAGCGGCCCCGGGGCGGGGGACGCGGGCGCCCGGGGCGAGAUGAGCGGCCCGCUGGAGCAGAAGGAGCAGCAGGAGCGGCUGCGAGAGGCCGCGGCCUUGGGGGACAUCCGCGAGGUGCAGAAGCUGGUGGAGAGCGGGGUGGACGUGAACUCCCAGAAUGAGGUCAACGGCUGGACCUGUUUGCACUGGGCGUGCAAGCGCAACCACGGCCAGGUGGUCUCUUACCUGUUGAAGUCAGGGGCAGACAAAGACAUCCUCACCACCAAAGGAGAGAUGCCCGUCCAGUUGACAUCAAGGAGAGAGAUCAGGAGGAUCAUGGGAGUGGAAGAGGAGGAUGACGGAGAUAACCUGCCCCCGCCGAGGAAGGAGUCAGACCUGCCCUUUGUUCCCAACUACCUGGCCAACCCGGCCUUCCCUUUCAUCUACACCCCCUCGGCAGAGGAUGCCGCCCAGCUGCAGAACGGGGGCCCCUCCUCCCCUCCUGCCUCCCCCGCCGCGGACGACUCCCCUCCAGUGCUCUCCCCCGGGGACCCUCCCCUGCUCGGGGCCUUUCCCCGGGACCGCACCGCUCUGGCCCUGGUUCAGAACGGGGACGUGCCUGCCUCCUCUGCCAUCCUCCGGACACCCGAAAGCACAAAACCCGGCCCUGUCUGCCAGCCGCCCGUGAGUCAGAACCGCGCGCUCUUCUCGGGCGCCGCCAAGCCGCCCGUGGCCCUGGAGCCCCCGAGCGGGCCACAGGCAGGAGCAGCACCAGCCUUCCAGCCGUUUUUCUUCACUGGCGCAUUCCCGUUUAACAUGCAAGAGCUCGUCCUGAAGGUGAGGAUUCAGAACCCAUCUCUUCGAGAAAACGAUUUCAUUGAAAUUGAACUGGACCGGCAGGAGCUCACCUACCAGCAGCUGCUCCGAGUGAGCUGCUGUGAGCUGGGCGUCCACCCCGACCAAGUGGAGAAGAUCCGCAAGCUGCCCAAUACGCUCGUGAGAAAGGACAAAGAUGUUGCUCGACUUCAAGAUUUCCAAGAGCUGGAACUGGUUCUGUUGAUCAGUGAGAAUAAUUUUCUGUUCAGGAACGCUGCGUCCAGUCUGACGGAACGGCCUUGCUACAACAAGAGAGCUUCGAAACUGACUUACUAACGCAGCAGGGACCUCUUCACCGAGUAGCGUGACAGUUUUGCGUCACCUCUGGGCCAAGGACAAGCCAUUGUCCCGGGGGCCCCUGGUGCCCCUGUGCCGUCCACACUAACUCCACUCUGCCUAGGUAGGGCGCCCCGACCCCGGCAGCGGUGCCGUUCCUCCAGGCCUCUUGGUGCACAAUAAACCUAUUGCUUGAAGCUGCGAGCCGCGGAGAAGUGGUGUGGAGAGGCAGCCGCGGCCGGCUCUUGACUCAGUGUGUUUUAUGCGCCGAGUGUAAGAGUUGUUGGAGCAGAAGCCGAGAGAGAGAGAGAGCAGAGCCUAUUUCUAGCCACUCCUGUCGGCAGCGCGCCUGAAGGGCCAGGGUGCGCGUCUCGGGGAUUCCUGCCCACACCUCUCCUGCACCGUGGACCAGCUAGGGAGGAAGGUCUGGGCGAGCACAGGUACUGGCCAGACCAAUUUCAGCGUGACUUGUGACUGUGAGGUUUCCUAUUAACACAUUUAUAAACGUUAACUCAGGUUAAAAAUAUUUAAGAUUGCAGAUACCUUAUACCAGAUCAUUGUACAUAGGCUGUUAACCAAAAGAGCUCCCUCUUUCCUUCCCCCUCUCCUCCCGCCCCCUCCCUGUGUUUUCUUUGUAAACACACCACUGCUUCUGAGAGUCCCCCGUGGCCACCUGCUCCACGGCCGCCCCGGCCCGAGCCCUCGCCGCCACCAGAGGGCGCUCUGCGCCUCCCCAACACUGAGCGCCUUCCAUGUGUGCGCAGCCUGUCCACCAGGUGAGCGCCCUCGGCCAAGAGCACAAAUGUCACCUGUCCACCGUCUUCGCUUUCAUCUUCCACCGGAGACAACAAGCAAUUUUUGAGGCCGAAUCUGUUGCUCUUUUAAAGGUUAGCGUGAGAAACUGAGUUAGAAGAGUUAGCAUCUUUAUUUUUGUAUCAAAGAUAAAGGUUAUUUUGAAAUUAUUAGAAUUUUUACACAACUCUGCCGUUGUAAGCAAAUGGUCCGACCAUUGGGAUCCCCCCUCCCGCUCUCUCCCUGACCCACUUAGCAGAGUCAGUGGGGGGGGGUCCAGCAGGCUUUGUUCUGGGCAGACAGACACGGGAUCAGACUCAUGAGCAGGGCAUCGGAGGCCCUUUAAAGAAUGCCGCCAAGGACAGUUUUUCCUUCCUCCAGUGUCGCUGGCGUGGAAGGCCCCUGAGCUUCGGGGAUGAGGACGCACACACUUAGACAACCCAGAGUGCAGGGCUUGGAGCCAGCCACGGGGCGCCCCCCUGCUGUCUGGAGCAGCUUCCCCCGCCCCCAGAGUGCCUAGAUUUUCCAAAGAAACUGACCCUCCCCUCGUGUUAACGGUGCCGGAGCGCUCGGACCCAGGAGCGCGCAGAUGGUGCGGUGGCCAGAGGAGGUGGCCAGAGGAGGUCAGGCUAAGACCGUGGCCUCCCCGCCACCAAUGUCGGAGCGGUGUUCAAGGCCACCCUCAGGGCAGCCCCCCCCUCCCCCGUUCUUUGUGUGACUCCCCCUUUGUCCAGUGUCCGCCUCGAAGAACCAAGGUCACUUAACUGCCCCUUCCCUGAAGUGCUUUCAGGAAGAAACCUCUUUUGUGUUUCAAGCAAUCAGACGUUUUUUCUGUCUAGACACGAUACCCCUUUACCAUUUUUCUUUGCUUGGGAAAAUAAGUUUUGCAGGGUGCACUGAUCAAUUAAGGCCGGUUUUUAUCCUGGAGGAAAUCAAUGCAGUAUAAAUUCACGUUCGGAUCACUGGGGUUACAACUCUCUCAGCCAUCCAGCUCAGUUAGAGGUUCUUAGAAGCAACAGCGGUGGGCCAGGGCAUUCCGCAGGGGGCUUGACACCCCCCCCUCGCCCGCCCCCCCAGGUCUUCGCUCUCAAAAGCCCUCUGUAACCACCCUCUGUGCACAGAGUGGGGUUAAGACGGCACGGUGGCUGGUCGGUGAGUUUCAAGUCUUAAUCUAUGCAUUCAGAGAAAUAUUUUUCUAUGGCUUUGUGUAAUUUAUAACACGGCUUUUUUUUAGCUCUGUGAACUGUGACGUCGCCCCUCCCCCCGCAUAUUUAAAGCAUGUGUUCACAUUGUGUGUAAACAUUCGCGGGAGAGCUCCCUCUGUGCAUUGCUGACUGUUCAAACAUAACACGGAUUAUUAAAAUUAAAUAUUAACCGACUGA
Messenger RNA from Sorex araneus (European shrew), 3387 nucleotides. It is a transcript of the gene ANKRD40, whose product is annotated as ankyrin repeat domain 40. The coding region runs from base 122 to 1213 and encodes 363 amino acids. The record is from RefSeq and is a predicted model, not a curated record. Gene Ontology annotation, molecular function: protein binding. Lineage: Eukaryota; Metazoa; Chordata; Mammalia; Eulipotyphla; Soricidae. The transcript has 5 exons.